CACAGGAAGUUAGUUCCUGUUUCAGGUAGCACUACAGGUAGUGAGUGAGGUGUUGGGCGUUAGCUUAUCGUCGACGGCUUUUUUAAAAAACAAAGAACAAGAGUAAGUUUAAACUCGGUUUCUUUGGAUAAUUUGAUUCAGUUCCUCGCCAGCUUUAAGUGGACAGACAGUGUCAGGAUGAAGGCAGAGGGGUCGAUGGCCAAUAGGCCAGAUAACACCGCGUUCACACAGCAGCGACUUCCUGCCUGGCAGCCCAUUCUUUCCGCUGGCAUCGUCAUCCCCGGCUUCACUCUCAUCGGCCUGGCCUUUAUCGGCAUCGGAGUGGCUCUCUUUGUCACCUCGCAGAACAUUAAAGUACUGGAGAGAGAUUACACAGGCAAUUCGGACGAUUCUUCCUGUACCCAGUGCAUCGACCCUGCUAAAAUAAACUGCGUAUGUGAGGUCAAAUUCUCCUUCAGUGAGCUUUUUGAGGGUCCUGUCUUCUUCUACUAUGGCCUGUCUAAUUAUUAUCAGAACUACAGAUCAUACGGCGUGUCUGUAGACCCCAACCAACUGGUGGGAGACACAAAGUACUUUCUGUCUCCAGACAGCACCUGCUCUCCCUAUCAGAAUGAUUCCAGCGGGACGCCUGUUGUUCCCUGUGGAUCCAUAGCAAACAGCAUGUUCAAUGACUCCUUUAAGCUAUACCAGACUGUCAAUGGGCAGAAGACGCUGGUUCCAUUUGACAGGAAAGGAAUUGCAUGGUGGACGGAUUACAACAUCAAAUACAGGAAUCCUACUCCUGUCAACGGCUCCUUCGCUAAGGCUUUCACAGGUACAACAAAGCCCGUAAACUGGCCAAAGCCAGUGUACGAGCUGGACCCAAAUGACCAGGCCAAUAACGGCUUCCUGAACCAGGACUUUCUGGUGUGGAUGAGGCGUGCAGCACUUCCUAACUUCAGGAAGUUGUACGGGCGAAUCACAGGAGGAGCUUAUGCAGAUGGCUUGCCUGCUGGAAACUAUACCUUAGAGAUCAACUACAACUACCCUGUACGGAGCUUUGACGGCAAAAAGACAGUGGUGUUCACCAAUGUUUCCUGGAUGGGAGGAAAGAAUCAGUUCCUGGGCAUUGCCUACCUUGUGAUAGGUUCUCUCUGCAUUGUCAUGGCAGUAGUCAUGCUCAUCGUUUACGCAAAAUACAAGUUUCCAGACGACGAUAGUGCAUAAUGCGAUUGUACUUACGCUUGUAGUAUGAAAAUUGUGAAUUUGUCACCUUUAGUUUUAUUUUUUUAGUCCUCAGAACGUCCCAGUUAGAUCACAGGUUUUGCUAUAACUGUUGUAACAUUUUUCAGGUUUGAAUCUGAAACGGAGUAAGAAGCUGGACCAAGAGCAUACAGCAUAUACUUUACAGUACUCAUGAUAAAUAAGAUUGAUCAGUUGAAUUAAAGGUGAAGAAAUAUUUGUUUUAUCCAGGAUUUAAGGAAAAAUCCACCCUUGCAUAAUAGUCUUUAUAAUUAACAUGUCAACGACGUACAAGAUUCCGAGUUGGCUUUUUUUUUUUUUUUUUGGGUUUAAACUUCUUUCAUGAACAUAUUGCUCUAUUGUCACUAUUUUCACUACAUUACCAACAAUGCCAUUUGACUACCUGCUGAUAGUGGUACCAGUAGGAAUUCAUUUCUACCUAAUGAAAGCGAUGCAGCAGCGCUUGAGCUCUCUAGUCUGUCCAGCUCUCUCACCUCCUCAUCUACACACUCUGCUCAAAGAGAUCAGCUUCGCUGAUGCGCCAUUGCGCUGGUUAUCUCGUGGAUAACCACCUAGCCAAGCCGAGUUUCUCAUUACAACUGCGUUGUGUAACUACGUCCUUCAGGAACUUUGAGUCUAAUAUUUGCUGUCUCUAGUACUUAUACGUAAACAGCAAAACCUGAGCAUUAUCACUUACUAUACGGAUAUCUGAGAUUGUUUAAAUUAUUUCUCCUAUUAAACGCCAUUGUAACUGUCCUAGUAAUGUGAUGUGCCUCCCACAGGUGACCUCAGCAUGUCACGACCUCUAGCUUCUCAGAGGAAUAACGAAAAUACAGCACCGACCAGCAAAUUAACACAAGAGUCACUAAGCACAUCACAUAUAUUUCAAUAGGAACAUAUUUAAUGUGUGUCAGGGUGGAAUUUUCCUUGAAAGGCUACACUGACUCAGAAGGUAGACACAAAUACAGACCCCUUGGUCUUACAAAAUACACUGAUGACACUGAUGACUGAUGACAUUUAAUGUUAAACUUUUGCUGUCCUCAAACUAAAGAAGUUUUAAAAGGAAUCAUGAGACUCUUAAUGCUGCUGCUCAGUAAUUUUUUUUCCAUCCUCUUCACUCUGUUUGUAUUUGUGUUCAGAAAGAUGAGUAGCACUCUUAGGCUCUGGUGUUUCUCAGGGGAUGUUUGAAAGUUAAUUCAUCUCCUUUACAGCCAUAGUUGAAAGCCACCACACUGUUUUUUAUAUCUCUGUGUUUAUUUAAUUAUAGCUAAACGGUCAUCUUCUAACUUUACUCCACAUAUGAGGAUUUGGGACUCUGUUACUAAGCAAUUGCAAUUUAAGUAUUGAGCUUUAAAAUGAGUAGGUUUGCUUUUCUGACUUUAUCAAGCCAUAUUUAACAAUAAUUUAAUAAUGAUCUGAAACGCAUCAUUUAACUGUAUUAUUCGAAAUAGUCCUAAUUUAAGAGUAAUUAAUUAUACCUAUUAUAUGCCUUUUGUAUUAUUGGACUUUUCUCAGAGAAACUUUUUACCUCCGUGUUCGAAACUUCUCUCUUUUGUAAAAUCAGAUAGUAGUUGGUGAGGACUUUUCAGGGACUGCUGCACUUUUUUUUUUUUUAUAUAUAUAUUGUUGUCUCAGGGUGUGUAAAUACAGGGUAAAUUUAAUAUUUUUGUAAAAAAAAAAUUGCUGUGUUGUAACUGUGUUGGAAAAGCCAAGUUUAUGCCAGUGUAACACAACAGUGCCUUACUUGUAUUCAUGCCAACCAGUGACUUCCGGAUAAAGUUAAAGGUGCACUAUGUGAGAA
Messenger RNA from Pangasianodon hypophthalmus (striped catfish), 3022 nucleotides. RefSeq names its product transmembrane protein 30B (gene tmem30b). Gene Ontology annotation, cellular component: Golgi apparatus; endoplasmic reticulum; plasma membrane. Gene Ontology annotation, biological process: phospholipid translocation. The coding region runs from base 178 to 1206 and encodes 342 amino acids. The record is from RefSeq and is a predicted model, not a curated record. The transcript has 8 exons. NCBI's taxonomy places the organism in Eukaryota, Metazoa, Chordata, Actinopteri, Siluriformes, Pangasiidae.